UUCACCUCCGUGCUUUACACCGGAGACCAAUAAUGAGGCCAAACAGUCAAGCCCUCAAGCCCAAAUCCUCAGAUGACACAGAGAGGGAAUUUGGAGGAACCCUGGGUGCUAUAUGUAUUCCCAUCUUUCUUCCAUUGACGGUGCUGUUCCUGAUCAGUGUAAGUCGAUCCCCUGAGGCCAGUGUGCUCCAGUGGCCCCCUUCCCUCCCAUCCACUGACCAGCUGUGGGACCCUCUGGCCCUCGUGGUUCUGCUGGGAUGGAUCGCUCUGCAUGCCCUCCUCUAUUUGAUGCCAUUAGGAAAGGUGUCCGAAGGAUUAGUGCUGAGGGAUGGAACACGUCUCAAGUAUCCCAUCAAUGGUUUUCAUGGCCUGUGCAUCAGCGGUGUGUUGCUGAUGUUGUUUCUGGGGCUCGGGGCUCCUCUCGGGUAUCUGUUUGAGCUGCUGUUGCCUCUGGCAGUGUGUGCAAUAGCCGUGUCAUUCCUGUUGUCCACCUACCUCUACAUCCGCUCAUUUCUCGCUCCUUCUAAUGCACUCGCUUUGGGGGGCAACACAGGAAAUCCCCUAUAUGACUUCUUCAUUGGCCGGGAACUAAACCCCCGGAUUGGAAACUUUGACCUUAAAUAUUUCUGUGAGCUCAGACCAGGUCUCAUUGGCUGGGUGGUCAUAAACUUCGGCAUGCUGAUGAAGGAGGUGGAGCUUCGUGGUUCCCCCUCACUCGCCAUGAUACUGGUCAACAGUUUCCAGCUGUUGUAUGUGUCAGAUGCUCUGUGGAACGAGGAGGCAGUUCUCACAACCAUGGACAUUGUGCACGAUGGUUUUGGCUUCAUGUUGGUCUUCGGGGACCUGGCCUGGGUUCCCUUCACAUACAGCCUGCAGGCUGCCUUCCUGGUGGUGCACCCACAGGCCCUAAGUUCACUUGGAGCAGCAGCUAUAAUAGCACUGAAUGGUGUUGGAUAUUAUAUUUUCAGAAAAUCCAACUCACAGAAGAACCAGUUCAGACGAGACCCUACACAUCCAAGUGUUGCAAAACUAGAGACCAUCGCCACAGCAACAGGGAAACGGCUGCUGGUGUCCGGUUGGUGGGGUCUCGUACGCCAUCCGAAUUACCUCGGUGACCUCCUCAUGGCCCUUGCGUGGUCCCUACCAUGUGGAUUCUCACAUCUUGUGCCUUACUUCUAUGUAAUAUAUUUCACCAUCUUGCUGAUUCAUCGAGAGGCCCGCGAUGAGAGACAGUGUAGGGCCAAAUACGGACUAGCGUGGGACACCUACUGUCGGCGUGUCCCCUACAGGAUCUUCCCUUAUAUAUACUGAAAAGGAAAGCAGAUGGGUGCAACGGGACCAAAAGUGUCACACAGUGUCCUUGUGACUCUUCCAAGGAGGAUGUCCACACAAACUUGAGAUGUAAAUCCAUUUUUAGUUACACAGACCGAUCAGUAAUAACUGGCGCCGCUACUGGGAGUCCGCAGGAAGCCCACAGUUUUUUUCAGCUUUGAUUCUACAACAUGAUGUUUGAUGGAUCACUAUUUCUAAUCCAAACCUCACAGGAAUCGGAUAUAGGUAAAGACCGUCUGCAUUGCUAGUCUUGUUCUGUGUUUCUGCUGCAGAAGAGGCUAACGCAGUAGUAAAAACAGUGUUGGCUUUGUGAUUUUUUUUCUCAUAAAAAUCUGAUAAGUUCUUGUACAAAUUUGAACAAAAACACAAAAUUGUUUUUUCUUAAAAAAACGAAUAAAAACCAUUUCCAUAUAGACAGCAGUGUGCCUUUUUUAAAUAAAAAAAGACAGGGUCCCAGUAUUUUUACAAUGUGUCUGUUUUUACAAUGUCUUCUUGUUUGUAAGUGUAUUGUUAUCUGUGAAAUACAUUUGAAAUAAACAAAUACAACAACA
Molecule: messenger RNA, 1882 nt
Organism: Micropterus dolomieu (smallmouth bass)
Lineage: Eukaryota; Metazoa; Chordata; Actinopteri; Centrarchiformes; Centrarchidae
Gene: tm7sf2
Product: transmembrane 7 superfamily member 2
Exons: 11
Coding region: 33-1310 (425 amino acids)
Biological process (GO): sterol biosynthetic process
Cellular component (GO): endoplasmic reticulum membrane; nuclear inner membrane
Molecular function (GO): oxidoreductase activity, acting on the CH-CH group of donors, NAD or NADP as acceptor
Source: RefSeq, a predicted model, not a curated record